UCUCUCUUCCGUCUGCCAUCGGAAAAUCUCUCUCUCACCGCCGUUCACCGUCAUUGGUUAGUUCCGUCGCCGACAUCAACGUUUCUCCGAACCGUUUCACAGAAAUUGUUGAUCGUUAAGCUUGUGAGAAGAUCGGUGUUUGUGCUUCGAAUUAUUAUCAUAGGCAAGGAGUUUUUGCGUAUUUAAAGUGUACAGGUUCUUAGUUUGAAUUUGAACAGUCAUUUCAUUUGAAUGGUUCUGGAGAAUCUGUAAGAAGUUAAUUGAGAGAUUGAUAUUUGAAGGGGUCGAAAGGGAUUGUUGAACCAGAUAUCCUUUUUGAGGGCAUGCUUUUGUUUGUUCAGCAAAGCUGUAUGAUCAAGUAAAAAAAGUACCACUAUUAGUAAUAAUGGCAUCAAAAUCAUGUGCAAACAUUUUGGAUUUGAUUCCUGAUAAGCUAUUGGAUAUCCCUCAAAUCCCCAGAUCUCUUCCACGGGUGAUGACCCUACCUGGGGUUAUCAAUGGCUAUGAUGGGGAUUCAGAUAGUAUGUCAUCUAGUUGUCGUGAAAGAAAAAUCAUCGUGGCGAAUAUGUUACCUUUGCAUAUUCAGCGGGAUCCAGAUACCCUGAAGUUGACCUUCAGUUUUGACGAAGACUCACUCUUAUGGCAACUAAAAGAUGGGUUUUCUCCUGAAACCGAGGUUGUAUAUGUAGGUUCAUUAAAGGUUGAAGUAGAUGUUAGUGAGCAGGAAGAAGUUGCUCAGAAACUGCUGGAUGAAUUUAAUUGUGUUCCCACUUUUCUUCCACAUGACCUUCACAAAAAGUUUUAUGCUGGAUUCUGUAAACAGCAAUUAUGGCCCCUUUUUCAUUACAUGCUUCCCAUGUGCCCCGACCAUACUGAUCGCUUUGACCGCCUUCUCUGGCAGGCCUAUGUGUCUGCAAAUAAAAUAUUUGCAGAUAAGGUUAUGGAAGUUGCUGACCCAGAGGAUGAUUACAUCUGGGUUCACGAUUAUCAUCUUAUGAUUUUACCUACGUUCUUAAGGAAGCGCUACAAUCGAGUCAAGCUUGGGUUUUUUCUUCAUAGUCCCUUUCCUUCAUCAGAGAUAUACCGAACUCUGCCUGUGAGAGACGAAAUUCUUAAAGGACUUCUCAAUUGUGACCUCAUUGGGUUUCAUACAUUUGAUUAUGCACGACAUUUUUUGUCAUGCUGCAGUAGAAUGAUGGGCUUGGAUUAUGAAUCUAAGCGGGGACACAUUGGACUCGAUUACUUUGGUCGCACGGUGUACAUUAAGAUUCUUCCUGUAGGCAUCCAUAUGGGACGGCUGAAAUCUGUGUUAAAUCUUCCAAUCACAUCCAAUAAAGUCAAAGAGAUAGCUGAACGUUAUAAGGGGAAAAAACUGAUAGUCGGGGUUGAUGACAUGGAUAUAUUUAAAGGCAUCAGUCUUAAGUUGCUAGCCUUCGAAUAUCUCUUGCAGCUGCAUCCUGUGCUGCAAGGUAACCUGGUUCUGAUCCAAAUUGUGAAUCCUGCAAGGAGUUCAGGAAAAGAUGUGCAAGAAGCAAAGAGGGAGACCUAUUUAAUCGUAAAUAGGAUCAAUGAGACGUAUGGUUCACCUAAUUAUCAGCCAGUGGUUCUGAUUGACCGCCCUGUUGCCCGUUAUGAGAAGUCGGCUUAUUAUUCUAUGGCUGAUUGUUGCAUAGUCAAUGCUGUUAGGGAUGGAAUGAACUUGGUACCUUAUAAAUACCUUGUUUGCAGACAACAUUCACCUCAUUUGGAUCAAGAUGUCGAUUCGGAAAAGGUAUCAUCUCGCACAAGCAUGUUGGUUGUGUCUGAGUUUGUCGGCUGUUCACCAUCACUAAGUGGUGCUAUAAGGGUCAACCCAUGGGAUAUAGAAUCUGUGGCUGGAGCUAUUAGUUCUGCUAUAACCAUGAAGGAUUCAGAGAAGCAAUUGAGGCAUGAGAAGCACUAUCGAUAUGUAAGCUCCCAUGAUGUGGCUUAUUGGGCUCGUAGCUUUAUGCAAGAUUUGGAGAGAGCAUCCAAAGAUCACUAUAACAAGCGUUGCUGGGGUAUCGGUUUUGGCCUGGGUUUUAGAGUUGUUUCUCUUUCUCCCAGUUUCAGAAAACUGUCUCCCAACUAUAUUGUCUCGGCAUAUAGAAGGUCAAGCAGACGGGCGAUAUUUCUGGAUUAUGAUGGUACACUUGUUCCACAAUCAUCUAUUGUAAAAACCCCCAGCGAUGAACUUAUUUUAAUUUUGAGCACACUGUGCAAUGAUCCUAAGAACACCGUGUUCAUUGUUAGUGGACGAGGAAGAAGCUCUUUAAGCGAGUGGCUUGCUCCUUGUGAGCGGCUAGGUCUAGCCGCUGAACAUGGGUAUUUUACAAGGUGGGGUGGAAAUUCUGACUGGGAAUCCAGUCUCCCAGCUGCAGAUCUUGAGUGGAAGGAGAUUGUAGAACCUGUGAUGAAAUUAUAUACGGAGGCGACUGAUGGUUCCAACAUUGAGAUCAAAGAGAGUGGUCUGGUCUGGCACCACCAAGAUGCUGAUCCUGACUUUGGUUCUUGCCAAGCAAAGGAGUUGUUGGUGCAUUUAGAGAAUGUGCUCGCUAAUGAACCAGCUGUCGUUAAACGUGGCCAACACAUAGUUGAAGUUAAACCUCAGGGUGUGAGCAAAGGAUUAGUUGCAGAGCAAAUUCUAUCAAGCAUGGUCGAAAAAGGAGAAGCUCCAGAUUUCGUGACAUGUAUAGGCGAUGACCGAUCAGACGAAGACAUGUUUGAAAGCAUUAGGAACACAAUUUCAAGUCCGGAAAUAUUUGCUUGUACGGUGGGGCGGAAACCUAGUAAGGCUAAAUACUACCUGGACGACACUGGGGACGUGAUAAAAUUGCUGGGAGGGCUUGCUAACGCUUCGGAUCCAAAACCUGGUAACACGGCCCGAUUCCAGGUUACUUUUGAUACCAUUUUUUGAGAUAUAGCAGCAAAACAUGUACAGUUUGUGUUUUAGGAUUUAGGAUGAAAUCUUUAACUUGGUCUGGUGUGCAUACUGCUAAAACUUGGGCAUUUGGGGAGAACAUUUUUUAUGUACAGCUACUCUUUUGCUUCUAUAAAAGCUUUUCACUUUUCUAA
This is a messenger RNA of Cynara cardunculus var. scolymus (artichoke), 3093 nucleotides long. RefSeq names its product probable alpha,alpha-trehalose-phosphate synthase [UDP-forming] 10. The record is from RefSeq and is a predicted model, not a curated record. The transcript is spliced from 6 exons. Gene Ontology annotation, cellular component: cytosol. Gene Ontology annotation, biological process: trehalose biosynthetic process. Lineage: Eukaryota; Viridiplantae; Streptophyta; Magnoliopsida; Asterales; Asteraceae. Gene Ontology annotation, molecular function: catalytic activity. Bases 386 to 2935 code for a protein of 849 amino acids.